ACUUGAUGAUAUAAUGCGUCUUGCACUUUCUAUUAUGUUGAUAAUUCUGGUUGUUGCAACUAUGGUUCUAUCUUUUCAACUAUCUCGUUUCACAUCUUUGAUGUACGGAAAAUUCAUCGAAAUCGAUAAAUUGUGUUCUGCUGAUUUACCGUUAGAAACCAAAAUGAAGAUGCUGAACUUUAUGAAAAGAUACGGUAAAACUCCAUUUGGAGUAAGCAUCGGCGGAUUCUUUUAUGUUAAAAAGAACUUCUUUAUUCGAUUUUUGAGUGCCUUAUAUUCAUCGCUGUCUGUGUUAACAGAACUUUUAAUAGCAAAGAAACCACCUUCUUGUAAAGUACAGAUAAGAGAUCUCAUUCAAUAAAGCUAUUGAAUUAAAUUGUCUCACGGGCUGAUUUGAAAGUGUGAAUACAGAAGACUUAAUACAAGGAAAUGAGGUAUUUUUGUGUUCGAAAAAAGAAAUCGACUGUAGACUUAUCAGAAAAAUUGAAAUCUCAACGAAGUCAAAAAGAAAA
This is a messenger RNA of Centruroides sculpturatus (bark scorpion), 512 nucleotides long. RefSeq lists its product as uncharacterized. The coding region runs from base 14 to 361 and encodes 115 amino acids. The record is from RefSeq and is a predicted model, not a curated record. The transcript has 4 exons. NCBI's taxonomy places the organism in Eukaryota, Metazoa, Arthropoda, Arachnida, Scorpiones, Buthidae.